Molecule: messenger RNA, 1896 nt
Organism: Phoenix dactylifera (date palm)
Lineage: Eukaryota; Viridiplantae; Streptophyta; Magnoliopsida; Arecales; Arecaceae
Source: RefSeq, a predicted model, not a curated record
CAGAAGUUCUUCAGCUUUCCAUUUUGAUUUUGCAUAACCGAUAUGUUGGUUUGUCACGCUAAGGUUUCCCAUUGAGGUAACUUUUUUUUUUAUUAUUGAAUUAAAAGACCUGUUCGACAUGUAUGAAAAAAAAAUUUAAAGGACCUUGCUUUUCAUCGAGGAUAUGAAAAGAAGUAAUAAGACAGGUUGGAUAUUCAACAAGCUUACAGAGAUUUCUUAAAAUCAGUUAAGAAUAACUUGUUGAUGAAACAUAAAAUACAUGUAUAAUUCAAGAAUAAUUAAUAAUCUUCAGUUAAUUUACUUAUGGAUAAUAAAUAGAAGAUUCAUUGUUCUAAGAGGAAAAGCCCAAGAAGGAUUUGAUAAUUUUUCAGCAAUUGAGAGAAUAUUGUUACUGCAUGCUGUCCGAUCCUUCUAAUGACAUGUCAUUUAGUUACAAAAAUCAAUAUUACGUUUACGUGCACCAAGUAUUGAAAAGAGAUAAGCUUCGUUAUUCUAAUAAUAAAAUAUCAUCGUUCAUUUUCCAUGGAAAAGGAAGAUUCAGUUCUGCAUGUCUUGGCAAGUUGGUGUGAUUGGAUUCUCAUCUCCAAUAGCAAGUGUGGUAGAAGCCUGUCCAAGCUUCCAGGAUGAGUUAUCCAUUAAUGCUGUUCCCAAAUUAGCCUUAGGAUUAACAUGGGUAUCCCUAUUGAACACCUAUAAUCUAAUUUAAUUCAACGUAAUUUCCCAGUUAACUUGGGAGAGUUAAGCCUUUAGCUAGAAAAAAAGCUCACAAAAGCCAUCAUUGGAACCUUUCCAUGGGAUGAAACUAGUUUAAUAUAGUCGACUGACUCCUGAUCAAUGGAAGGUUGGUUCAUAUGGUAGAUUUUAGUUUGAAAAGGAGUAAAUAAAGGUGGCAAUUAUAGAAAGAGCUAGACUCCAAAAUGGGCACAAAUCCAAAGUCCUAAGAUGCUAUCCCCUUUCAAGCGCAUUAACCCCCAAAAAUGUAGCUAGUGGCUUGUCACACUACCACAUCCCAAGCCACCACCUUCUUCCCCAACACUAGUCUUCACCACCACCUUCUUUUGAGGUCCACACCACCACCAAAGCCCUAAACUCUUCCCAUGAAUGUUGUGGCCCCUCCCCUCCUCUUCCAUCUUUUCCCCUUCUCUUCCCUCUUCUCUAACCUUUAUCUACUUAAGUCUUCUUUUUCCAUCUCCAACCCUAAUGGAAGAGCCUUACGUCUCAAAUUGCCACAACCUCUCCCUCUCCAUCCUCUCCCCCACCCACAGCCCCACAACUCCCCCUCGCAAAACCCGGGGCGAGGCUUCACUUGACUAUGACGUCGUCGUCAUCCUUGCUGCGAUGAUCUGCGCGCUCGUCUGCGCGCUCGGCCUGAAUUCCAUGCUCCAAUGCGUUCUCCGAUGCACUCGCCGUGCCCUCACCGAGCCUGUCGGAUGGGUUGCACACCGCCGCAUGAAUGCCGGCCUCAGGCGCGAGGACGUCAUUGCACUCCCCGUCGCCACCUACAUCGCUCCACCGCCGCCGUCAUCGGGCUCGCCUGCUCCACCACCACCUGGGUGUGCCAUCUGCCUAUCGGACUUUGCUAACGGGGAGAAGAUCCGGGUGCUGCCGGCAUGCAGCCACCGGUUCCACGUCGGGUGCAUCGACACAUGGCUCCUGUCCCGCUGCUCCUGCCCGACUUGCCGGCACCGCCUCUCGUCCCACAGCACUGAUCCUCCUCUAGAGAUCGCAAUUGCUCCAUGAUGACCACUGACAUGAUAAGCCUGUGAGAACUCUUGUAGCUCUGUAUGUGUCUAGUUCUCUAAAUAACUCUGUGUUGACGUUCUUGCAUAACUCUUGAACUGGUAGUGCCUGUAAACACUCUUUUGAGAGUAGUUGUCAGCAUUUCAAUAGCCUAAA